Messenger RNA from Trematomus bernacchii (emerald rockcod), 3182 nucleotides. RefSeq lists its product as uncharacterized. The record is from RefSeq and is a predicted model, not a curated record. NCBI's taxonomy places the organism in Eukaryota, Metazoa, Chordata, Actinopteri, Perciformes, Nototheniidae. The coding region runs from base 698 to 3004 and encodes 768 amino acids. The transcript has 7 exons.
CCCCCCUCUCUCCCUCAGUGAGAGACUGGACAGCGACGUGACUGCAUACAUCUUUUUCAUCUCUGAACAUUACGACCAAACUAUAAGGAUGGAUCAAAAUGAAGAGCUGGAGCAAGCGAUGCUGAGUAUCUCUCCUUCCAAGCAACGUGUGCAGAGCUCGGUCUCUGCACAACCAUCAACAGCAAGCCCACAACAAGCUCCAAGAACAAAAAGAGGUUUAUUUUUAUUUUUCAUUCCUGAUGUCAUCAGCUGACAACUCUGGGACCAUGAAUUAUUUUCCCAAAAUUAAGCAUGACUUUCUGUCACAUGUUGGCCAUGUUCUGGUCUGUUUGUCUUUGCUCUUCUACAUGUUGUCCUAGUGACUAUGAAUUGAAACCAGUCAUGUUGAGGGUAAGUAACUGCUUUUUUUCUUAUUUGGAUUGAAUGAAAAGUACACAUUUAAACUGCUGUGGUCACUAACACUUGAACGCAUAUGUUUGCAGUGUACCAAGUUAUUUCAUCUGCUCAGACUGAGUUGUAAUGACUGAAUGCUGAAUAUGAAUCCAAACAAAAAUAAUGCAUGUGUAUGAAUGAAAUAUAUUCUCUAAACAUUAAUAUGAUAAACAGUGUGUUUCACUUUAUGAGAUUAGCAGGUGAAGUAAAGAUGGGUGAUGUUUGGUCUUACUAACGUAAUUACUAAUUUCUAUAUUGCCAUAAUAUGAAUACACUGACACACUUUUCUGUUUUAGUACCAUCUGCUACCCUCUCCACACAAAGUCAACGGAAGGCUUCACUAGUAGAUGCCCCUGCUCUUCCUGUAGGGGGACUUGUGCCCCUACCAAAGGAGCUGAUGUUUCUGAUGCCGGAACCAUCCGCCCCGACACCAACAGAGACCAACAUCACUGUUCCAGUGGCUCCUGAGAUAUCUCCAGAGCACUGUCAACCAACACUGCAUCCACAAACACAAAGUCAGCCAUUACCCAGGCCAUCAUCGGUCCCCAGCUGUCCUCCUCCUCAGCUUCCUGUCUACGACCAGGAUGUCAGUCAGUGGAACUGUUCGCCUCAGCAGAGGACCUGGAUGAAGACGGAGCUGGAAUCCAUGGGGCUCUUGCCAGGCUCUGUUCCUGUACCAAACCCUCUAAAGAUGGUGUCAUUGUGGCGUGGCCCUCCCCAGCCAGAGCUGAUUGACAGUGUUUAUGAUUUUCCCUGCGCCAAGUAUUUUCAGCUCCAUCCCUUUUUCAUCUGGAAGCCAGAAAAUGACAAUUUGAUGGGAAGGCUGAGGAACAAUUACACUCUGCCGUGUAUUGACGGCUGUGCUCAGCCUCAAAUUGCCUCUGCUGGUGUUGGUAGGCCUCGUGUGAUUGUCGGCAUCACCGGACAGUACUACUUGCUGUCUUCAAGGCUCUGCUGCAAAGUCUGCCGGAAGAGGUGGUAUGCCGACAACCCAUCCUGGCUGGAAAAGCUCCCCAAGAGGUUCACCAACCUGCUGCCAGCAGUACUGACUUACAAGAAGGCCAUCUGUAAGUCGGUACUGUACGUGCUCCAGCGCACCAGGAAGUCACCCACUGAUAUGGCAAAGCAGAUCACGGAGUUGAUGCACCUGAAAUAUGAACGGGCUGACCUGGCGUAUCUCCUCAGCUGUAAGAACAUCAUGAAUGGUGAGGAAGGAAAGUAUGACCAGAGGACAAUUAGCCAGUCCCUUCGGCAGGAAACCAAGCCAGCUCCCUUUGGAGAGUAUGGGGACACUGAUGGCUGGAACGGUAUCUCUGUGUCUGCACAAUACCUCACAGACUGCCUACUGCAUGAGUACCAACACCAGCAGUUUCAGUUUCCUGCGAACCCUCCUGAUGAUUCUGAUGUGAAACAAGAUGUGACUGCAGGAACGACUCCGGAGCCUCACACAGAGCCAGAAACCACAUGUCUGCAGUCUCUGCCUCUGCUGUCCUCGCCAACUGGGAGGGUGUUUGUGUUGGACCACAAGCGCUGGACAGGCCCUAUGAAGCAGGCUGUUGACAACCUGCUCAACAAACACCGUGGUCAGAAGGACAUGCUGAAGCUUGUGGACAAGGACUAUGCUGCUCUUGUUCUUAACUCCUGCACAGACCUAAACAGUAUGCUUCACCCAACAACAAAACACCAUAUUUGUCAGUAUGUGAAGCAUGUUAGCAAGCUUCUGAACACCAGCUCCUCCAUAAAUAUCAGCCCGGAGAAACUGCAAGAGAGGCAGGUCCUCUGGUACUCUCUCACAGAGGGUAGUGAGACCACCAGUGUGCCAGUUGUUACCAUGCCUGUUGCCAUUUUCAACCCCACACCUCCUGUUCAGACCCCAGCCACACCUCCUGUUCAGACCCCAGCCACACCUCCUGUUCAGACCCCAGCCACACCUCUGACACUAGAAAAUCUUGAGAAUAUUGUCAGAAACAUUAUGGUCAACCAGCAGCAGCAGCAGCAGCAACAACAACUACAACAACAACAACAACAACUACAACUACAACUAGAACAACAACAGCAAAAGAAGAAACAGACAAAAAGCUGUCUUUCCUGCGGCCAGCCAAAGGCCCGCUUUGAAAAUGAUGGCUCUUCCAUUCACCACUUCUACAUGCAGGGCCCUGUCAGAUACUUUUACUGCUCCACCAAAGUUUUUAAAACUUAUGGUGCUGAAGGUCUGACAGACCCUAAAAUGCCAUUUGUAGACUUUUCUCAAACAGCUUUCUUUCCGCGGGAACUGGAAGCUAUGAAGCAAAGGGUGGAGGCAAAAGUCCAGCAAAAAAGGAAGAACACCGAGCCAGAGCACAAAGGUCGCAAAUGUGGAUUUUGCAGAGUGGAACUCAAGCAGGGCCCAAACAGUCCUCACAUACACACAGGAUUCCCAGGAGUAGCAGGGAAGUAUGUGUACUGUCCUGCUAAAGUGUUGUCACUCUACAGAGAUCAGGGCAUGGAGAAGAAGAUGACCUGGAAGAAGUUCAAGGAGUCUGCUUUUUAUGAGACUGAAAAGAAAAGAUGGGAGGCUGGAAAGGGAAAAUGACAAGGAGGGUUUGUUCAUCAUGACAAUGUCUUUUGCUAGUUCCCAGGAAUAACACUUCUGUUGUUUUCCUCUGUCUUGUGUGUCUGUCAGUGUUAUAAUGUUACAUUUUCAUCCUGUGUGUUUAAAAAAUGUAUAUUAUUUAAUUUACUACUGCUUUAUUUAACAAUAUUGUAUUUAC